UCAUUCUAUUAUUAUUCAUUUCGGAUCAAAUAGUAAUAUAUAUAUAUAUAUAUGGCCAAUCCAGUAAUAGAAGAAAUCAUAUUUUUGGGAAGUGGAACAAGUGAAGGUGUUCCUCGAGUAAGUUGCCUGACAGAAUCUCCUGUGACUUGUAAGACUUGUAAAGACGCUGUAUUGGCCGGCUCGAAGAAUAGAAGAAGAAACUGCAGCCUUCUUUUGCGCGCCCAUAAUAGACAAGCUGGAAGUAAGACUCAUGUUGUGAUUGAUGUCGGCAAAUUCUUUUAUGAAAGUGCACUUGCUUGGUUUCCUAAAUACCAUUUGCGCAACAUCGAUGCAGUGUUGCUGACACAUGAUCACGCAGAUCACGUGAAUGGAUUGGAUGACUUGAGAGACUUUACUUUGCACAUGAGAGACAAUUGUUGUCCACUUCCAGUCUAUUGUGAUGACCAGACUUUUCGCAGAGUGGAAGCUAGUUUUCCUUAUUUGGUGGACCCUUCCAAAGGAACGGGUAGUGGAGUUACUGCUAGACUUGUAUUCUGUCAGAUAGAUCCUCUUCAAGAGUUUCAAGUUCUUGGAAUUAGGUUUAUUCCUUUACCAGUUUGGCACGGUCCUCAAAAUUCUGCUUUAGGUUUUCGUUUUGGUUCUGUUUCAUAUAUUCCAGAUGUUAGUGCCAUUCCGGAUACUACUUUGGAGAAGAUGAAAGGCUCGGAAUAUUUGAUUAUCGAUUCACUGUUUCCCGGAAAGGAAAUCAAACAUAUCUCACAUUUUUGUGAAAGUCAAGCUUUAGAAAUAGCCAAACAAAUUCAACCCAAGUUUGUUUAUUUGACAGACUUUACUCAUUUAUGGUUUCAUGACUUUGAUGAACAAAGGUUAAGACAAGAGUACCAAGAGUCAUUUGAUAUUCAUAUGGCAUAUGAUGGUUUGCGUGUUCAACUGGAAACCAGUAUCUCCUAGAAAGUGUUCUACUCGCGUGCUUAUGCGUUGGUGGACAGGAUACAAGAAUCUUGAAUAACCAACAUCGUUUCAUGAAGUCAUCGAUGGAUAGAAUGAAAAAAGAUUCGAUUUUUAUACUAUUUUCUAAAAAUAAGAAAUUAUAGUUUUGCACAAUUGUAAGACAUCGAAAAAGUCGUAAAAUGUUUUGCUCAGUCAAUAAAUAGUAGCUAAUUCAA
Molecule: messenger RNA, 1166 nt
Organism: Galdieria sulphuraria
Lineage: Eukaryota; Rhodophyta; Bangiophyceae; Galdieriales; Galdieriaceae
Product: metallo-beta-lactamase family protein
Exons: 4
Coding region: 52-951 (299 amino acids)
Source: RefSeq, a predicted model, not a curated record